AUGGAGAGCGGAUGUGCUAGUAUAGUAUAUGCUCCUAUGUCAAAUAUGUCACAUGCACGGUGCGAGAGGAAGAGGAGGCAAAUAGCACAAGAGAUUAGACCAGGUGAACCGGGAAAGUGUGGUGUACUCAGUAGCGUCUCGGCGCGGUGCAGGGUAUGCCAUGCAUACCUGGCAUACCCUGUGCCUCCGCCACUGGCCGUGGCGAGCCACUACUGCAGCCCAACCCUUCACAAUCUUGGCACUCAGAUCUUGAACAACAUCUGGGGGCAUCAGGUUCAUAGAGAAACCUUCACAAUCUUGGCACUCAGAUCUCUGGUGGUCAGCCGCAAGGGGAGUUUCCCUACCGUCAGGGGAAAAAUGGUUUCGGGUAGUGCAGUGGAACGACAAGCUGGUCCCCUCCGUUAUGCAGUAGCAGUACUCUACCACGGCACCGGAUCCAGCGGCGGUGGAAGUCGGCACCAGCAGUCGCGGCUUGGUUUGUGCGCUGCAAAUCUCUCCCCUCGAAUGCACGGCAGGGCGCUCAGGGCGAUGGGAUGGGAGGGCUUCAGUGCUGCAGCUGCUUGGCUGCUGUUGCUGGUCUCUUGGGAGACACAAGGCGGCCGGCCGGCAGGAAGGGAGGUGGUGGUUAGAGCAGUGGGACUCCGGAGGGCUUCGGUUUAA
Miscanthus lutarioriparius is the source of this 660-nucleotide messenger RNA. The record is from the annotation of a GenBank genome assembly. Lineage: Eukaryota; Viridiplantae; Streptophyta; Magnoliopsida; Poales; Poaceae.